Molecule: messenger RNA, 1795 nt
Organism: Acaromyces ingoldii
Lineage: Eukaryota; Fungi; Basidiomycota; Exobasidiomycetes; Exobasidiales; Cryptobasidiaceae
Product: PR-1-like protein
Exons: 8
Coding region: 415-1377 (320 amino acids)
Cellular component (GO): extracellular region
Source: RefSeq, a predicted model, not a curated record
CAUCUCCGUCCCCAGUUCUAGCGCUGGUGUUGAACUGCAGCUUCUUACGCCGUCUCUCUAGCUUCGCUUGCCUGCCCACUCGCACAGACACCGCACAAGCGUGCCGCCGCCCUUGCCCUUUUUGAACGCAGAUAAAGAGCGUCCGGUGCCCCUUUUGUCCCUCCGUCACUAAUCCCCUCUUCUCCGUCAACGCCGCUCUCGCUCUUCUCAUUUUCCUUCCCCGUCAUCCAUUUCUCCCGGCCACAGCCCCCUACCACCUUCCUUUUCUCUUUGUAGACGACGACAACGACGACGACACAACGACAAGCUCAAAGUCGGUCGCUAUCUCUCUCUCCCUCUCUUCCUUUCACCCCUCCUUUUUCCAGCAGGAUUUCUCCUCCCCUUUCCUAGAUCCUUCAUCAACGCCGCGCGGAGAUGGUGGCCUUCGCCUUGCUAUUGGCCAUGUUGGUCGGCCUCGUCCCUUUCGUCCUCGCCCGAGACUUGGGCGGUGCUCAGCAUCUCUCCCUUGGAGCAGCCAGGCGUCAAGCUCGACGUGACCUUGACCCGUAUUCUUCUUUGAGGAGCCUCUCAGGCGGGCAAGGCUAUUCGACCCCACGAGGAGCGCGCGGUCGUUCAGCAGGCGAAGCUGGGCUGACUCCAGCUGAAAUUAAAAUGCUUGUAGACCUCCACAACGAAAGCCGUGCACAGUGCGAUGCGGAAAAUCUUGUCUGGGACCACGACCUAGCUGUUCAUGCAUACGGAAACGCCAAAACCUGCCAGUACGGACACUCCCAAGACCUCCAGAACAAAGCAGGCGAAAACAUCGCAGCAGGCUACGGCACCGACUCCCCGAUCAAAAGUCUGUUCGACGACUGGAACAAUGAGUUAGCUACGAACGGGGCUGACGCUUGCUUGAACGGCUUCAACGAGAAGUGCGGCCACUGGACCCAGGUCGUCUGGAAGCGAACCAAAACGAUAGGUUGCGCAAUAGCGCACUGUCCGGCCUACAAGCUUCAACUCGAUCAUUCCCGUCACAUCGCCGUAUACCUGGUCUGCAAUUACGGUCCACCAGGUAACGUCAACGGCCAAUACAAACAGAAUGUUCAACUGCCAAACAGCGCCGGUGCGACAUCCUACGGCAGUCACAAAAACGGCCGAAAGGGACUUGGCCCUGGAUCAGGAUAUAACAGGUACGCAAAUUCAAUCACUAGUACGGGACGCCUUCCAACCAAGCUUCAAGACUUCUCUGGAGAGGGCACCGGCAUCCAGGCCCAAGAUGGUGGCUGGAAGAGCUUCCUUCGCAAGCUAUUAACAAACAGCGGCUUUAGCUUCGUCAAUGACGAAUUCAGCGACAUGGAGAAGCGUGACGAAGAGAACAUCGAAGCUCAGGAUGCGUAAAGGGUCCUCAUCUCCUAUCCCCUGUCUUCAGGGCUUCCUUCUCUACCUAUCAAGCUCCCAGAUAGAGGCCGGUCCUCGAGCUCCUUUAACGGUUUCCAUCGGUUCACCUGCGGUGUACCCGUCCUCAUCCCCUCUUCUGGUCCCCUUUCCCCCUUUCCCCCUUUCGCAGACACUCAAGGUCAGCGGACUACAAGGCAGGAUCCACCAUUGUCCGGCUUCGGAUCCCCUUUCUCCACCUCUUUCUCAUUCUCGGCAAACGUUCGCCGAGUCCUCUUGUCACGUCUCCUUGUCCAGGUAUGCUUUGCGCUGGUCCUCGCAAUCCAUCAAUGGUAUCAGAACCUCUUUCCCUCGUGCGCUCGCCAUGAUUCUCGAGCGUAGGUGUGUCAUGUGAUGAUUCUGUAAGGCACAAAGCUUGGAC